Dichotomopilus funicola is the source of this 567-nucleotide messenger RNA. RefSeq lists its product as uncharacterized. The record is from RefSeq and is a predicted model, not a curated record. Gene Ontology annotation, molecular function: RNA binding. Gene Ontology annotation, cellular component: nucleus. Bases 1 to 567 code for a protein of 188 amino acids. The transcript is spliced from 5 exons. NCBI's taxonomy places the organism in Eukaryota, Fungi, Ascomycota, Sordariomycetes, Sordariales, Chaetomiaceae.
AUGUCGAAAUUAUUCAUCGGAGGCCUUGCAUGGCAUACGGACGAGGUGACACUGAGGCAGAAGUUUGAGGAGUUCGGGGCAGUGGACGAAGCAGUGGUAGUGAAGGACCGCGACACUGGCCGUAGCAGGGGGUUUGGAUUUGUGCGGUACACCAACGAGGAGGACGCCCAGAACGCCAUCUCGUCAAUGAAUAACGUCGAGUUCGAUGGACGGCAGAUCCGCGUAGACAAAGCCUCGGACACUGGUCCUAGGGGUGGUGGGCGGGGUGGCUUUACAAACAGCUACGGCCAGGGCGGGUACUCUGGUAUGCCCGUGCCUGGGCCUGCCCCAGUCCCAGUCCCAGGCAUCGCGUACGGUAGCCAGCAGCCGUACGGAAUACAGCCAAACGUGUACCAGCAACCCUAUGGCCGGGGAUAUGCCCCGCAAGCACCCGCCGGAUAUGCCAUCCCCCCCCAAGGUUGGGCAGCUCCCCCUUACGGGUACCCGGAUCCAUCUCUGCAGGGCCAACAACAGCAACCGCCGCCUCCUCAACCGCCGAACUCGGGUUCGCCGCAGGGGGGUUAUUAA